UCUGUGCGGGCGGAUCCGCCGCCAUCCGCGCUGCUGGGGCCCGGGACCGCGGAAGCCGGGGCUGGAGGGACAGUCCGGGCGGUGUGGAGUCGUGCCCCGAGGACCGGGGGAUCUGCGUGCUGUGCUAGCGCUGCAGGCCGGAGCUGCGGUAGGAACCUUGAAGGAUGCUGAGCUGCGACUUGGCAAGCUGAAACAUGACUGAUACAGAUGAGACCCAGGCUUCUGGCUCUGAUUACCCUGAUGCCCAGGAGCUGAUCAGCCAUCAGGAGGAGGAGCCAUCUGAGGUGUGCUCAUGGCAAAGGAGUACAGGAGCAGAGCGGUCAAGGCAGAAGAUGGCUGCUCCUGGGAAGUCUGCAGAUCAUCCCAACAGCAUGUGUAAAUCAUCAGCUGCCUCAACUGAGGUUUUACUGAUCAGCAGUGAUUCAGAAAGUGACGUCUCUGCUGCUCGUCCUGAGUGCUCCAUCGCACCUUCAAAGCAGAAAAGGCGAUCUCAAUCUUCAAGGCAACAAGCUGAAUCUGGUACAGAAGUACCUGACAAUGAAAGCUCCUCAGACUCUUCACUGUCUCCCCAAAGUCCAGGGAAAUCAUUGGCUGUUCCCAAGCAGCAGAAGUCAAAACUCAAUUUGAAGGCCAUUUUUGCCUAUCACUUCAGGGGAAGGAAGUUCAAAGCCGCCGCACACCGAAAAUACAGAAUACAGGCACGGAAGAGCAAGAAGAAAAAGUAUGAGAGCACACACAUGCCCACAGGGAGGCCCCCACUGACAGCCUCACCUCAGGAACAAAAGAGAAGGCUUCUAGACAGAGGUUUUCAGUUCCCUUUUGUUGAAAAACAUUAUGGGGAGAAACAUAUUCCCUUAAAAAUGGUUCUUGGCUAUGAGCAAGCAGCUGCAAAGGGAUAUUUCAAGUACAUUGAAGUGCUUAAAUAUGAAGAACAUCUUAAAAAAGCUUUAAAAGCCCUUCAGGCCAGUGAUGACUUAGAAAAAGAGUGUAUGGUGUUACGGAAGCACAAAUACUUAGAUGAUGAAGGCCCCAUUUCCCCUAUUGAGGAGACAGAUGAUGAUGAGGACAGCUUGAAUUCUGAUACUCAGGAACAACUUGAUGCCAGAGUAGUGGAGAACAGCUCUUUUAUUCUAAGCAGCACAAUUCCCAAAAAAAAGAAGUUAAAGCCACGAAGAAAACAUGCCGAAACACCUGAAGUGAUUGAAAUAGUGGAUGAAUAAGAGGGUGCUGAAGAGAACUCUGUGCCUCUGCAAGGCUCACCUUGGUGAACAGCAAAUGCACCAAUGAGGUGGCAGCGGUCGUUCCUCAGAUACCUUUUCAUGGGCCUGUUUGGUUUAAAACAUUGGUCUGGAAUCAGUGUUCAGGUCUCCACUCAGCUGCCCAGGCACAUUUGCCUUACUUUUGUUGUUUUGGAAGAUGAAAUACCUCUUGGUUUUCUUGCUGCAUAAGAUGAACACACUCACACUGCAGCAGCAGUUGUAACUACUUAGGGAUCUCUUGAGUUCUUAAGGCUGUUUGCUGACCUGAUUCACAAAUCCUUUACUUCAGUGGACAUCUGUGCAGCAUGGUAGCAAAAGAGGGCAUUCCUGUGAUGUGUGGAACAGAUUGGAAAGCCUCUACUCAGGUGAAGUUCACCUGAUGUCAGGUCUGAACUAGCAUCUUGGUACUUAGAGAAAGUGAAGAAGAAAGAAAUACAGGCUGCCAUUUCACAAAGUCUGAAGCUGUUUCAAGGUCUGUUCUCCAGCUCAGCUGCACGGCAGUUCUGUGGAGAGUACCUCUUACUGCCUGACACCCUCUGGUGCAUGCAAGAAGCUCAAAUGUGAAAUGAGCUGUGGUGGUUGAAAGUCUGUGCACCCAGCAGCCUUCUGGUGGGAUGUUCAAAAAGCAGUGCUACACCAGGGCAGCAUUUGGCAUCCUUUGUUUUCAGUCUGCUGUGCCUGUUAAACCAGGUGCUUGAGGAUACAGAAUGAAGUGAAUUGAAUUUCCCUGAGUUAAAAAGAUGGAAGCAGUUUGUUUGACAGGGUCUGCCAUCAAGUUGCUGUCUGUCAGAGGGAUGAGAAACACCAUGUGGGAGCUAGCAAAGAGAGUGUGAAGAUCCUGCUGAUGUUGGUGCAAGCCUGCUCCAAAGAACUGCACAGGUGUUCCAGACAAAGAAAGAACCGUCCCUAGAGUGUUUAUUGCAGUUUUUUGAAUUAAACAUUCAUUUUAACUUGUUA
Messenger RNA from Agelaius phoeniceus (red-winged blackbird), 2216 nucleotides. Lineage: Eukaryota; Metazoa; Chordata; Aves; Passeriformes; Icteridae. The record is from RefSeq and is a predicted model, not a curated record.